UGAAAAACUACAGCAUAAGAUAAUUUUGACUUAUCUUGGUGGUGAUAUUAUUUUACCAAACCUGAAAACAACCUUUAUGUGGGUAUAUUGGGGUGCCUGUGUCUUGUGAUACGCGUUCGUUUGCAGUAAUGCAUCACGUGUGAGAAAGCUCUGCUGUGAUUGGCUUAGACUGRUUUAAACUGUUGUGGAGGGAAAAAACGAAUCGGCUUUUGAUAUUGAGUGUGAGUUUGUUCGUAUGAAGCCUAAAAAAGGGUGUUUAAGCUCGAUCUAAACUAAAUUAUUUUCCUCUUGUUGCUCGAUUGAGACAAGAGAAGAUGUCUGUGGCAGCUUUGGUUGGUAGUUUUGAUGAUAUUGUCCGUUCAGCGUCAGUCUUAACCGAAGGAAUUGAAGGAGAGUUUCUUAAAUUUGUAAUUCAACAAGAAGAAUGUCGAAAAAAAUGGCUAGAGACCGAAUCAAAUUGUGUCAAACUGAAACAAGAAAUAGCAAAGUUGAAGGCGAAAAAUGAAGCCUUGGAUGUCAAGCUUAAGCAUGCCCGUAACCAAAUAGAGAUUGAAAUCAAAAGGCGUAUGAAGGCUGAGGCAGCACAAGAUCACUUGGAGCGGCAAGUUGCAUUGAUAAGAGAACUGUUAAUUGACAAAGACACCAUGAGUCGUCUUAAUGAAAAUGAGCGACAGACUCUGAUGCAGUCAAUACAAGUUAGUCACAUGCAGGCAGACGAUGUGCGCAGCCCAAGAAAGAGACCUUAUGGUAUUGAUCAGUCAUCAGCUUCCAUUCUUUCACCSUCUGACAUAAGUUAUGACACAACAGCUGAUGAUCUUGAUGAACCUGAUCAUCYAAACACUCCUAACAUCUAUCCUCAAAAUGAACCAAGUGCUCCACGCGUUGAUGAUCUCUCGGAAACUCCUCCAAAGAAGAUCAGGACAUCCAUUGAUCAUGUGGUAAAGGAAACAGUUAUUGCUGCUACCAAAGUUACAGUUAGUCCUGAUGGACCAGUCAAGGUCUCUGCCUAUGUCAAUCCUGUCAGCAGCCCCAGAAAGACUGUGCGACCUGAAGAUAUCAAAGAUGAAGGACUUCCAAAGUCAAACUUGUACCCUAAAUUACCAACAAGAACYCCUACAUUAAGAUCUGCAGGUGCAAAUACAUUGAGAACAGGAAAAAGGAAAAAGUCUCAUGUUUUCUGCUCAAAGACUGUCAUUUAUCCAGAAACAUGUCAACCAUGUGGAAAAAGAAUAAAAUUUGGGAAGUUGGCUCUCAAGUGUAAAGAUUGUAGAGCAGUAUGCCAUCCAGAAUGUAAAGAUGUUGUUCCAUUGCCAUGUAUUCCAUCCAAUCUCACCCCUGGUUCUGGGCAAAGGAGACCUGAAGAAACUAUUGACUUUUAUGCCCCAUCUACAAGUCCAAUGGUACCAGAGAUACUUGUUCACUGUGUGCAAGAAAUUGAGAAAAGAGGGCUCUCUGAAGUUGGACUAUAUCGUGUUCCAGGUGCUGAACAUAGCAUCAAAGAACUAAAAGAAAAAUUUCUUCAUGGAAAGACACAAAAACUGCAUGACGAAAACGUCGAAAUACACGUUAUUUGUGGAGUGCUGAAAGACUUCCUUCGUGGACUUGCCGAGCCUAUCAUUACAUACAAACUAUGGCCUUCCUUCACUAAUGCAGCAGUUAAUCAAGUUGACGACGAUAGCAACAGCGCAUUGUACCAGGCAGUCAGCGAACUUCCUCAGGCCAACAGAGAUACAUUAGCAUUUAUCAUAAAACAUCUACAYAGAGUYUCGCAGUGCCCAGAAUGCAAAAUGCCUGUUACCAACCUCGCUAAAGUCUUUGGACCUACGAUAYUUGGUCAUUCUGCUCCGAYCGUCGAACCUAUAGAUAUGCUGAGAGAGGUCAAAAUUUUGCCUGUUGUCAUGGAAAAAUUAAUGCAAAUGCCUUSUGAUUACUGGAACCAGUUCUUGAGCGACAUCGAAAAUAUGCGGUCACCACCCUUCAACCCUAAAACUCAUCGUUCUGAUGGCACCCCCCUAACACCUGAAUGCCGACCAGUUCCGCAAAGCAUGCUCGGUCCGAUUUCGACUCCAAGAACUGCGACACGAURAUCAGCGGUGAAGAAGAAGGGUAGUUUUCUAUCUCGUACCCCCUUAACACCAAGGUUUGGCAGCAAGAGCAAACACCCAAGUAAAAGACCGACACAUUUCUUUGCUUCCCCAAUGCUGAAYUAAUCAUAUCCCCUACGUCGUCGUACCAGCGUCAAUAUAGAGAGAGACUUAUAUCUAAGCGAUCAAUUCAAUAUUUUAAUUUGUCUUUUCGUUUAUAUUUUUUUAAGCAUGCAAGGCCGCAUUUUAUACUGAAYCCACAAUUACAAAUCCUUCCUGAUUAACCAAAAACAACUGGGACUAAAUACUAAGUCGUAACGAAGACCCAUUUGUUUAUGAACCUUAUAUUAAAUGGUGUGGCAAUCAAUAGUUUGUAUAUUUUAACAGCUGAAUURGGUUUGAAUUUAUACAGUAUAGAGAUAAACUUUUUUUGUGUUGUAGCGUCAUGUUGUUCGUAUCCUCCGUAUAAUUCAAGUUUGUUGUGUUCGUGAUACUGAAAAGCAAAAAGAGAUUUUGAUCAGRACUGUUCUAAAGAGUCGUGGUUGUGAAAUUCACGACUGAAAUUAUGAUACUCUGAAGACCUUUUGCGGACGAUAACUGCAAUAAACCCUUAUUACACAGAAAUUGUACUUUAAUAUAAUAUCA
This is a messenger RNA of Exaiptasia diaphana, 2729 nucleotides long. Its product is annotated as rac GTPase-activating protein 1-like. Gene Ontology annotation, biological process: signal transduction. The transcript has 22 exons. Bases 315 to 2210 code for a protein of 631 amino acids. The record is from RefSeq and is a predicted model, not a curated record. Lineage: Eukaryota; Metazoa; Cnidaria; Anthozoa; Actiniaria; Aiptasiidae.